Molecule: messenger RNA, 1269 nt
Organism: Spinacia oleracea (spinach)
Lineage: Eukaryota; Viridiplantae; Streptophyta; Magnoliopsida; Caryophyllales; Amaranthaceae
Exons: 5
Coding region: 471-1187 (238 amino acids)
Source: RefSeq, a predicted model, not a curated record
UUCAAAUUAAAACUGCUACUCAAACUCACCCCACAUUUCAGAAAAAGGUUCAAUACCAUUAUGCAAACCUACCUUUCAAAUUGAAUAAAACCCCAUUUUUAUUCGAUUAAAGUACCCAACAUAACAUAAAAUAUGUGGUGUGAACCGUGUGAUCAUAAUUCAUGAUACAACUUUGCAGUUACUCAAUCAAACCCGCUUCUUCCUUUUUUUUUUAGUUCCUUCUCUUGAAUUUCCAUUUAAUUUUUUAAUUAUUUUUUUUUGAGAGAGAAUUUCCAUUUAAUUAACACCCAAAAGUUGUCCGAAUUUUGCCGUUGUUUUUAGUCAACCUUCUCUACAACUCCCACAUAAUAAUAAAAAAUUAAAAAAACUCAUCUUCUUAAUUUCCUCUCAUUAUUUCUACAUUUAAUAUACUCAAACAACAACGUUGCUCGUUUUCUCCCAGUUCAACAAUUCCUCAAAGUCUCUAACAAAUGUACCCAAGGGUGAAAGUAAGGACUUUAGAGGAAGAUGAUGAGUAUGAUCGCUCCAGAAGUCCACUGCAGGGUUUUAAUUCACUCUCCAUUGGAGUUUCUACUUCCCCUGUCAAACAAUCAUCAUCGACAUUAUCAGUUGCCAAGGUACCAAGGUCAUACAUCCCAAGAUCAAUUACUCCGCCCCCGUCCUUAUCAAAACACACAAAAAAGGCCGAAUCAGAAGAUAAUGGUAUUAAACCCCAUAUCAGAGCUAGUUCAAUCCCAAGGCCACGCGCUGUGAUUUCUAGCCCUGAUAAUGACCAAAUCUUGGGAUGUAAAAACGAAAUGAGGUUUCAACGACCAGCCAUGAAAACUCAUGUCUUGGGUCAGCGCAGAAAGUCGGAAGAAUGGUGCACUCGAACGAUUACUAAAUCAGCCUUGAAAAACCACAACUUGGCUCACAGCAAACAUUCAGAAGGAAGCUGCACUCGAACAAGUACUUCAUCUACCUUAAAAACCCACGACUUGGCUCAUAUCAGACAAUCAGAAGGAAGGUGCACUCGAACGAGUACAACCUCCAAGAAACCCUUAAAAAGAGGGGAAUGUAAUUGUAAUUGUAACUGUAAGGAGAUGACUCAUGCCAGUGAUGUGAAAGCAGAGAAAGGGUCAGCUAUACAUGUACGAGUUCCAAUAACAAACAUUACUAAAGCAAAACCUUGCUUCAUGAUAACAUGAUUGAAUCAAGGUAGUCAUGUAAACUUACACUUUCUCAAUGAUAUGAUGUAUGCUAAAGAAUACCCAACCCCUUUUAUGGCUC